Yarrowia lipolytica CLIB122 is the source of this 1008-nucleotide messenger RNA. RefSeq lists its product as uncharacterized. Gene Ontology annotation, biological process: nitrite transport; transmembrane transport. Lineage: Eukaryota; Fungi; Ascomycota; Dipodascomycetes; Dipodascales. Gene Ontology annotation, molecular function: high-affinity secondary active nitrite transmembrane transporter activity. The record is from RefSeq and is a predicted model, not a curated record. Gene Ontology annotation, cellular component: plasma membrane.
AUGAGCAGUCGCGACGUGAUCAGGGCCCUGGCACCCCUCAUUCCGCCCGAGGAGUGUGCUCUGGAGAUGGUAGCGGUGGCCCGUCGUAAACACCGACAGGGCUGGAUCAAGCUGUUUGUCAGCUCCGUAUGUGGAGGAAUCAUGCAAUCCAUUGGAGCCUUCGUCAGUAUCACGGUACAAGGAAACUCGAUUUCGGGCCAGCAUGUGGGUGGGGCAAACGACUGGCUGCCAAAGGUCCCAGAGGCUGGCGCCUACUCCAUCGGACUGAUUCUCAUCACCAUGUUUGGUCUGGACCUGUUCAACUCCAACAUUCUUUUUUUCACCGUGGGCUGCGCGACCCGCAAGCUGUCACCGUGGGCUCUUCUAAAGUCGUGGGUGGUGUCGUGGUUUGGAAACCUGGGAGGAGCUCUGUUUGUCAGCUACAUUUUCGCCUACUCCACCGGCCUGGCACGAUCGGAAGGAAUGGUGAACGCAUCCUACGUGUCUGUCAACAACAAGCUGACAAACCCAACUUGGGCUCAACUGUUUGCACGGGCAGUGGCCUGUAAUGCACUGGUGUGCAUGGGUAUCUAUCUGUCGUUCAUGUGUCGAACAUUUGUGGCAAAGUACAUUGCCAUUCUCAUCCCGGUGUUUGCCUUCGUAUACAUUGGGUUCGACCAUGUGGUGGCAGACAUGUUUCUCAUCAGUUUGGGCCUGUUCAAUGGCUCACCGCAUAGUGUCGGGCUUUUCAUUCACAAGUCGUUAGUGGGAGUCUCUGUCGGAAACAUUGUUGGAGGCAGCGUCUUCGCGCUCGUGGUGCCGUGGUAUCUGCACUACUUCACCGUUUCGGCUCUGCACAUCAAGGAUUCCAUUGCUGGUGUCAAUGCCGACGGAGUCCAGAUCGGUACCGAAGUGGGAGAAGAAGAACCAAAGGAAGAGCCGUCUUCGUCUUCGGCCGGAGAGUCGUUCAAUCCUCCGCAGGCCCCCGCUUCGGCGCGUAUUGCACCCCAUGCACAGUCGCCAGUCUGA